CUCUCUACUCCGGUCCCCUCUGCUCCACCUCUCUCUACUCCGGUCCCCUCUGCUCCACCUCUCUCUACUCCGGUGUCCUCGUCCACUUCGCCAGGAGGUUCAGAGGAGACACUUCGAAUGCAGCGUUACAAUGAUCCAUUCAUAUCCUCCUUGCACCCUUUUGUUGGGCAGUCUCUGACCUCUCCCACCCCGUCAUCGCCUGCUCCAACACCUGACUCAAAACAGAUUCCUGGGUCCCCAGAAAUGGGUUCUUAUGAUCACUUAUUUCCCCAUCCCUUCGUGUAUGUGGGGGAAAUACUUCCAGGUCAUCUUCGUGCCAAACAAGGAGCUCAGUCUCCACCCUCAGGCCCUCCUGGUUCAAAACAGACUCCUGACUCCCCCAUAGGGGCUUAUAGUUACCUAAUGCCCCGUCCUUAUCCCUACUCUCACAUGGGGCCAGUAUUCCCUACCCCCCCUCACACCCAACAAGAGUCUCAGCCUCCACCUGCAUCUACUCGGAUACCCCUCUCCAGUCCAGCCACUGAGUCUUCUCCUGGUUUAGAGUUCCACACUCAUGUCUCUCCAAAGGGGGGGCCUUUUUUGCCCUAUCCCCACCCUCGCAUGGUGCAACCGUUUGGAGGUCUUCCAGGUCAGCCCCAACAAGAGUUUCAGCCUCCACCUUCCUCAUCUGCAUCUACUCCGACACCUACCUCAGGUCCUUCCCUGGCCUUCCACCACCCCGACCAUGGGGACACAAUGCCAGUACAUUCUCAAAAAGAGGGCAGUCCCGUGCCUGUGCCGAACCAGUCAUCAUCUUCUCAAAGCGGCCAUCGGGGUUCCAUGUUGUAUUACCCUCCAUAUCAGGCCCCGUUUCCUGUGCCUGUCUGUCCUCCCCAUUCCCUGGCGUGUACCGGCUAUCCACACCCGUACCCCUACUCUAACGUUCUUACAUCGCCGACUACCGUAGCUGCCCAGAGUGCCACGGAGGGGUCCUCUACGUUGGGACCGUCUAAAGUAAUGUCCCCCCGUGCUGGCAAGGCAACGUCCUCAACCGUGCCGCUGGCCCCCUUGCUCUCCUGCAUGACGGACCACCUGGUUCUUUCGUUGCCUACUGCCCUUCUUCACUCCAUCCAGUUGAGAGAGGGCAAAAACAGCUGGGUGUCUGUGGAGUCUACGCCGGCUCAGUGCCAGUAUGAGGUGCAGCCAGGGAUGAAGGGUGUGCGGCUGUCUUCACCGCUCCCAGCCUGCCACUCUCGAACUCUGGAUGAUCCCUCCAUCCUGUCACUGCCAGUGAGGUUCUGGGACGUCAUGUUGGGGCGCUACUACUACUUAGACCUGCACUGCCCCUUCACAGACAUGCCACAAACGACCACGGCAGCGCCCACCACCACUAUUGGUCAGCGGGCUCAACCCCCUCCAACACCCACCACCACUAUUGGUCAGUGGACUCAACCCCCUCCCAUACCCACUACCACUAUUGGUCAGUGGACUCAACCCCCUCCCAUACCCACUACCACUAUUGGUCAGUGGACUCAACCCCCUCCCAUACCCACUACCACUAUUGGUCAGUGGACUCAACCCCCUCCCAUACGCACCUCCUCAUUCCCAAGACCAGAGGUUCUCUGCUCUACCCAGCAUAUGAAUGUGGCACUUCCUCCCGUACCAGUGUCUCAUUUGGUCGUCAAGGACCUGGACGGGAAUGCGGUGAAUGUGGAGGAUGCCCCAGUGCAUUGUGGGUACGAAGUGAAGGUGGGCAAAAGUGGCCAUGUCACCAUCAUCCUGCCCUACAGCUCCUGCCAUAUGACAGUCAAGGGAAAUAGUUACGUGGUGGAGUUGAAAUAUCGGCUCUUUGAUGGACAGCAAGGGCUAGCCCAGCUGUCAUGCCCUCUUCGUCAUCCUGAUCCUGUUUCAGGUCCAAAGUGUAGUGUGCCCAGUGAUCAGCAGAUAGCCUGUGCUCCAGGCCCAGUGGACUCCUCACACUGUCACUCCCUGGGCUGCUGCCACAGGGCCACCACCGGAGCCUGCUACUACCCCAUGGAUGAGUGCACGGGAGACGGCCAUUUUGUUUUCUCUGUGCCCGCCUCCAUCAUGAGCCCUCCCCUCAACCCUGCCAAGCUUGUUGCCGGUGGCAACGCGUCCUGCAUCCCACUGCGAGCAACCAAGGAGUACGCCCUGUUUAAGAUUCCACUGGAUGGGUGUGGAGCCCACAAAUUUGAAAUGGGACAGACGGUGAUCUACAUGGUGGAGAUUCUUAACACUGUUCAGGCGAUCUCCCUAAACUAUGGUACCAUCACACGGGACACUUCUGUAAGGGUGCUGGUGGAGUGCAGGUUUCUCCCCGGGUCGGUGGUCAGUGUGGGAUACCUGGUGAAGAGGCCAUCACUCGGCCCGUCCAUUCAGGCCCAGGGGGUGUUUGGAGUUCAGCUCAGGAUAGCCAAAGACCGCUCCUACUCCUCCUACCACCCCGAGUACCACCGGCCGCUCAGCGUGCUGCUGGGGAACCCUCUGUACCUGGAGGUGCGCCUGCUGAGCUCCCCGGACCCCUCCGUGGUGCUCCUGGUGCACUACUGCGUGGCCUACCCCCGCUCCGCCCAGUCAGCAUGGGUGCUCAUCUACGACGGGUGUCCAAACCCACUGGACCCUGGGCCCCACAUCACCCCCACCCCGCCUCCUCCUGAGGUUCCCAACCAGAUGCGGAGGUUCACCAUCUCCGCCUUCCAGUUCCUGCCCAAUGGGGACGCGGCGGGCCUGGCAGACCCCUACCAGUCAGAUGAAGAGAUUUACUUCAUGUGUUCUACUGAGGUGUGCUCUCCUUCAGACGGGCCAUGUGUGGAAGGAUGCUUCAGCGACCCCUCUAAAGUCUUGGAUUUUAGAUGAACGCCACUUGAUGACGCUGAAACUCCCGCCAAGACCCCCAUCGCUCUCACACCUCUCCCAAUUUACUAAUAAAGUUCCUU
Clupea harengus (Atlantic herring) is the source of this 2936-nucleotide messenger RNA. Its product is annotated as extensin-like. NCBI's taxonomy places the organism in Eukaryota, Metazoa, Chordata, Actinopteri, Clupeiformes, Clupeidae. Gene Ontology annotation, biological process: binding of sperm to zona pellucida; prevention of polyspermy. Gene Ontology annotation, cellular component: egg coat. Gene Ontology annotation, molecular function: acrosin binding; structural constituent of egg coat. The record is from RefSeq and is a predicted model, not a curated record. Bases 118 to 2856 code for a protein of 912 amino acids. The transcript has 13 exons.